Helianthus annuus (common sunflower) is the source of this 645-nucleotide messenger RNA. RefSeq names its product ESX-1 secretion-associated protein EspB. NCBI's taxonomy places the organism in Eukaryota, Viridiplantae, Streptophyta, Magnoliopsida, Asterales, Asteraceae. The transcript has 3 exons. The coding region runs from base 96 to 440 and encodes 114 amino acids. The record is from RefSeq and is a predicted model, not a curated record.
UUCAAUAAAUGUUAUGAACAUAUCUAACCUUCCCUUUAAUUCCAUUCAAUUCUCUUUGACUUGAAAAAGAUAUAUGCAAACACAUAUAUAAAAUAAUGGUGGAGGAAAGGGCUGAAGUUGUGUAUGAUAUUGGAUAUGGUUAUGGUAACCCUUGUAGGUAUUUACAAGAAGUUUUUAGAAGCUUUUUAAGGUGUUUGGGGUUAGAGAAACAAGAAGGAAAAGAAAGAAACACUAGUGGUGGUGUUGGUGGCCGCGACACAGGCGGUGGUGACGGUGACGGUGACGGUGACGGUGACGGAGGUGGAGGUGAGGUGGAUCCACCUACAACUUCUCCUAUUAUGGAUCCUACUGAUGAACCUAUGUCUACAAGGAGACUCACAAGAAGACCCCCUCCGCCAAGGGGGCCGAUUAGCUCUGGAGGAGGCGGUCAAACCAACUAACUAGUUAGAUCGUUCGCUUUUCUCCCCUUCAACCAGUAUAUCAAUGUCGUAACUUGAUGUGAAGCUAUUAGAAACCAGCUAUGGAGCACUGAAGGCUUUUAAAUAAUGUGGCUAUAAGUUACCUAAAUAAAAGAAGUUUAUGUUUUCAACAACUGGGGUUUAUCCCUACAAAUACGUUAUAAAUGAAAUAUGGGGUUUAACCCAU